Aphanomyces astaci is the source of this 231-nucleotide messenger RNA. RefSeq lists its product as hypothetical. Lineage: Eukaryota; Oomycota; Saprolegniomycetes; Saprolegniales; Verrucalvaceae. The transcript has a single exon. The record is from RefSeq and is a predicted model, not a curated record. Bases 1 to 231 code for a protein of 76 amino acids.
AUGGUCGAAGAGCGGCAUCGCAAACUAUUCAAGCUGUACAAGGAGGAGAGGAACAUUUGCACCGCCAUCGACAUGCAUAGCAGCACGACGACAUCCAACGACGCGUGGGAUAUGCUGCCAAGUGAUUACGACAACCUCCGCGUUUUCAGGGGCCGGUUGGCCUCGGUUCUCGCCAACACGACUGCGGUCGAGUCGGAUUUCUCGAUACUGGGAGCUCGACGAGUUCCGUAG